Fraxinus pennsylvanica is the source of this 1044-nucleotide messenger RNA. Lineage: Eukaryota; Viridiplantae; Streptophyta; Magnoliopsida; Lamiales; Oleaceae. The record is from the annotation of a GenBank genome assembly.
AUGUGGUCCAAUUUGGUUCAUGAAAUGACGGCUGAGUUUCGCAGUCCAUCUGCUGAAGAGAUCCCUGUUUUGAAAGAGUUUAUAGUCUUAAUCCUUUGUACCUCUGGCCCGCUGCAACCCAUGGGUCCAAGCUGUAGCUCAGGAGCCUCCUCGCACUCAGAUUACUCCUUAGUUAACUGCUGGAACUUAAGAGGUACGUUGCAAAAUGUGUCCACAAUUAUUGUUCCACCUCAUGGAUUGGCUGAGAGCAUCCUAUCACCACAAAACCAAGAAGUUUCACCACAAAAGAUUAUAAAGACUGCGACGUCUUUGCCCGAAGUUCAAAGAGUGCCAAAUCUUGUUGGUGGCAGCUUUAUGGAUUCACAGUCAUCAGAAUUAAUUGAUGUCUUGAAUCCGGCAACACAAGAGGUAGUUUCUCAAGUACCAUUAACUACAAAAGAGGUGUUCAAGUCUGCAGUAUCAGCUGCAAAACAGGCCUUUCCAUCCUGGUGCAGCACACCAAUAACAGCACGGCAACGCGUUAUGUUUAAGCUGCAAGAUCUUAUUCGUAAAAACAUGGAUAAGCUUACCUUAAACAUUACCACUGAACAAUGGAAGACACUUAAGGAUGCACAGGGUGAUGUGUUCCUUGGGCUAGAGGUGGUGGAACAUGCUUGCGGGAUGGCAACACUGCAGAUGGGAGAGUAUGUUUCCAAUGUGUCAAGCGGAAUUGAUACCUAUAGCAUUAGAGAACCUCUUGGUGUUUGUGCUGGGAUUUGUCCCUUUAACUUCCCUGCCAUGAUUCCCUUAUGGGUAAAUCUAGAAGACGCUGCAAACGGCGAGAGAAGAACACGACGGAGGAAGGACAACGAUUCUGAUCAAUCUCACAGAGGCGAUGCAGAAAGAAGAGCUCAAACGACGGAGGAAGAAAGAAUCCAAAAACUUGCUGAUGCCGAGCGACGCAGACGACGGAGGAAGAAGAAGACGGAGAAAGAAGAAUCUCCAGCCCAAACACCCAACCCUAGUUGCGCCGGAAAUAGAGAAUCACCCUUCACACGCGACUAG